This is a messenger RNA of Gambusia affinis (western mosquitofish), 1128 nucleotides long. It is a transcript of the gene tnfaip6, whose product is annotated as tumor necrosis factor, alpha-induced protein 6. The coding region runs from base 37 to 843 and encodes 268 amino acids. The transcript is spliced from 6 exons. Lineage: Eukaryota; Metazoa; Chordata; Actinopteri; Cyprinodontiformes; Poeciliidae. The record is from RefSeq and is a predicted model, not a curated record. Gene Ontology annotation, molecular function: hyaluronic acid binding. Gene Ontology annotation, biological process: cell adhesion; negative regulation of inflammatory response.
AUCUGCACAGAGCAGCUGCACACCGUCAGCCUCAGGAUGCACGUCUGGGCUCUACUCUGGACUCUCGUCUUACUGCUGAACGAGGCACAGUCGUGGAGCUUCAGAAAUGGAAUAUUUCAUAACUCAAUAUGGCUGGAACAAGCAGCUGGGGUUUACCAUCGGGAGUCACGCAAAGGGAGGUAUCAGCUGACAUACAAAGAGGCCAAGGCUGUCUGCAAGUACGAGGGAGGAACGCUGGCCACCUAUGAUCAACUGGAGGCAGCGCGACAAAUAGGUUUUCAUGUGUGUGCCGCCGGCUGGUUUGACAGAGGACGUGUCGGCUAUCCCAUCGUCAAGGCCGGGGCCAACUGCGGCUUUGGAAGAGUCGGCAUCGUUGACUACGGAUACAGGCUGAACAAGAGUGAGAAAUGGGAUGUUUACUGCUACAACCCAAACUCCAAAGAGUGUGGCGGCGUUCUGACUGAGCAGCAGAAAAUCAUUCAGUCGCCCGGUUUCCCUGACGAAUACCAGGACGAGCUGAUCUGCUACUGGCACAUCCGAGUGCGCCUGGGUCAGAGGAUUCGCCUCCACUUCCUGGAGCUGGACGUGGAGGAAGACACGUCCUGCCUGGCAGAUUACCUGGAGGUGUACGACAGCUACGACGAUGUGUCCGGCUUUGCUGGGAGAUUCUGUGGUGACAAUUUACCGAGUGACAUCAUCAGCACAGGAAACGUGAUGACCCUGAAGUUCCUCUCUGAUGCUUCAGUGACAGCUGGUGGAUUCCAGUUACAAUAUGUUGCUUUUGAUCCAUCGGCCAGCCCUCACAACCAUACCUACGACUUUCCCGCUGCUCCUCUUCACUGAUGUCUCUCUGUUGCUAUAUUUAUACUGAUGGUUACCUCUGAUGGAAUGAAGAAUUAGUCUUAUUGGUUUUUCUAAAUUAACAAUACUAUGAAAUAAACGUUCUUUGUUUAUUAAUACUACUACUUCCCACUUACUGGACUCAAGACAUACAAAAGAUUGUUUCUAAAGGAAGUCCUAAACGUUCAGCUAACUAAAGAUGAUACAUAUCAAAAAGACCAAGUGUCUAUCAGAAUACUGAUACAUUAUACCAAAAAUACAACAGAAAGAUGUGAAACAAAUUAAAGA